ACACACAUACACCAAUUUGGAGGAAGAUAAGAGGAAGAGCAGAAGGGGGAAGCAGUGAGAGAGUCGAAGAAACAGGAAAUCAAUCAUUCAGAAAUGUACAGAACUCAGAAAUAUAUCCCCAAACAAUAAAUAAUACAGAACACACUCAAACAUUGGGCCCAAAAACAGCCCUCGCUAGUAUCCAACCCUCAAAAAGACCUGUCCCUUUAAGAAACAUGAUACAGGAAGAAUCUGAAAGUAAAGUUAUUUCCUGGAAAUCAACCAGGAUCUUCGUCGUCAUUAUUUCUCCUUACAGACCAACACCAACAGACUUUUUCAGAAAUGGCCUCCGGAAACAGCCUCUUAUCUGAGGAGCAGUUGCGUUGUCCCAUCUGCCUGGAUGUGUUCACUCGACCAGUCUCCACUCCGUGUGGACACAACUUCUGCAUAUCCUGUAUCACGUCUUACUGGAAGGACAUACCAGUCAUCACGUGUCCGAUCUGUAAGGAAACUUUUGCAACGAAACCGGACCUCAAGGUGAACACAUUCAUCUCGGGGCUUGCAUUGCAGUUCAAGUCGCUACAAGUGACCGACGCUCACAUGUUGAGCUCGGACCAACAUCAGGCUCGCAGCAGUGGAGCGGUGCUGUGUGAUAUUUGUACUGAGCAAAAGGCUGUCAAAUUCUGUCUGGAGUGUCUGACUUAUUACUGCAACGUCCAUCUAGAGCCUCACCACAGAGUCGCUGGCCUGAAGAGACACACACUGAUUGAAUCCUUGGCGAGCCUGGCGGACCGGAUCUGCAGGAAGCACACCAGACUCCUGACGUUCUGUAGAAACGACAGCGUUUUGCUGUGCGACGUCUGCACCGGUUCGCACCACGUGAACCAUGAUGUCGUUCCUGUGCAGCAAGCCUGCGAAGAGAUAAAGGCCCAGGUGGAGAACGCUGAGGUCGAAGUGCAGCAGAUGAUCCAGGGAAGGCUGCAGAAGGUCCAAAUCAUGAAGGGGUCAGUGAGACAAAGCAAGAUAGAAACCAAAGAUGUGAUAGCGAACAGUGUGCAGGACUUGAUGGCGCUGAUCUCUGCGAUCCAGGAGAGCAAGACGGAGUUUGCGAAGGUGAUGGAGGAGCAGCAAAAGGCAGCAGAAGAACAAGCAGAUGGGUUUAUUAGAGGUAUGGAGCAAGAGAUCACGGAGCUGCGAAAGACAAUGAUGAAGCUGAGGGAGCUGAAACAGACUGAAGAUCAGCUUUGUUUCCUCCGGAGCUUCCCAAGUUCAGUCCUCCUGCCACACACAAUGGACUUGUCCACUGUCAGUUUUAACAGCCAAGUGGAGAUACAUGAAAUGCAGAAAUCUGUGAGCAAAUCAGUGUCUCAACUGCGAGUGAUGCUGAAUAAAAUGAACACAGAAAUACGAAACUUCUCUGACGGCACAGACACUUCAACCGAUGCUACGCUGAGAUAUAUGCAGCAGUAUGAGGUGGAGGUUUUGCUCGAUCCGGAUAUGGCUCACCCUCAACUCAUUUUAUCUGCUGACAGGAAACAGGUACGUUACAGUAUUACUUCAGAUGUAAACUGGAACCCGAACAUGUUCGCAGUUCUGGGACAGAGAGGCUUCUCUUCGUGUAAGUUUUACUUCGAGGUGUUCGUGGGUGGAAAGACUGAAUGGAAUCUGGGCGUGACCAACAAGUCGAGCCAGAGGAUGGAGAUGUUCGGAUGUGGAAUCUGGGCCAUUUGGUUCAAAAAGGAUAAGUUUGAAGCCUACAGUUCUCCAAACGUGCCGGUGCACUUUGGGAUAGUGGAGCGGGUCGGUGUGUUUGUGGAUUACGACGGAGGGCAAAUUUCUUUCUAUGACGUACAGACCGCAAAACCCAUUCACUCGUUCACUGAGUGUGUCUUUACUGAAGAACUGCUGCCGUUCUUAAAUCCUUGCGAUGAUGAAUAUGGUUCAAACUUGGGUCCGAUGAUAAUUGUUCCCGUCAGUCGUACGGAGUGAAUGGAAGUUUCAGAGUUCCACGGAGGUGAUCUUUGAUAAUAUGAAACUGAUGUGUUUGAUUGCAAUAAAUAGUAAAUAUUAAAUAAGUAAUGAACUAGGUGAAGGGGAUGCUUAGAAGUGUGAAGACUAUCACACAUUAAUUAAGUGAUGGUGUUUAUGUUUGAAAAUCUUAAAACUUAAAAAAACACUGUUAUUCAUUUAUUUUAAUUCUGACCUGAAGGGUGUGGCUUUUCUUUUUUAUGUUUUCUGUGAGCUGGGUAAUAUGACCAAGCAGUUGCAUUGUAUUGUGUGUUGUUGUUUUGUAUUGUACUCCUAUAACAUGGCACUGUUACCCACAACUGCUUUAUCACUGCUGUCAAUUUGUCAAUAUCAAUAAACAAAGUUCAUUUAAAAAAAUGACUUGUUUCACUAUUAGAUUAAUUUGAUCCAAAAACAUUUGGAAAGUCUAGAAGAGCUGACCUUUGACCCCUUCUGAUAAUAAAUAAUUGUAUAUACUGAACCAUAAUAUCUUUAGGGUACUCUAAACUGUGUUAUGCAAUGUCAAACAUUUAUUGCUUGAUUUUCACAUGUGAUCCUCUAUAAUUAAAGAAUGAACCUGUUAAUUGUGUAAUAUUAUCAUGUUAGUUUCAGGGCUCUGCUUUUGUACAAUAACUUACUGGAACACUUUUAAUGUUAUGAGUAACAACGGGGCUUUUCCUACUUGACAUGUGAGUUCUUAUGUUGAUUUUGUUUUUUAUAAUAACACAGAAUGUACGUCUUGUCACUAGAGUUAAAAAUACUUUUAAAGCUAUAUAUGAUCUGUAAUGGAUAUUAAACUUUUAUAGCCAGCUUGAUGAAAUUUUAAUAAAGUAAAAAAGCAUUACGCAACAUUUUCACUGUGUCAUUUCUAUCUGCAGGGAAAAUAAACAUGUCUUGUAUCAUCA
This is a messenger RNA of Cottoperca gobio, 2891 nucleotides long. RefSeq names its product E3 ubiquitin-protein ligase TRIM39-like. The coding region runs from base 322 to 1968 and encodes 548 amino acids. Lineage: Eukaryota; Metazoa; Chordata; Actinopteri; Perciformes; Bovichtidae. The transcript is spliced from 2 exons. Gene Ontology annotation, molecular function: zinc ion binding; protein binding. The record is from RefSeq and is a predicted model, not a curated record.